Molecule: messenger RNA, 3731 nt
Organism: Suricata suricatta (meerkat)
Lineage: Eukaryota; Metazoa; Chordata; Mammalia; Carnivora; Herpestidae
Gene: ZNF449
Product: zinc finger protein 449
Exons: 5
Coding region: 170-1726 (518 amino acids)
Biological process (GO): regulation of transcription by RNA polymerase II
Molecular function (GO): RNA polymerase II cis-regulatory region sequence-specific DNA binding; DNA-binding transcription factor activity, RNA polymerase II-specific
Source: RefSeq, a predicted model, not a curated record
CCCGCUCUGCAGACACGUCUUUAUCCGUGGGCCGCGUGAGCGCGGGCUCGCUGAGGCUGGUGUGGGGAGAAGCCCUUUGGGUGGCCCCCCCUUGACACGUGUACACAAAGAAAUAUUGCCAUCUGAGACUUCAGGCCCCAGAGAAAUUGCAGACGGCCAGAAGGGGGCGAUGGCUGUGGCCCUGGGUUGUGCAAUCCAGGCUUCCUUGAAUCAGGGCUCUGUGUUUCAAGACUAUGACACGGACUGUGAAGUCUUCCGCCAGCGGUUCAGGCAGUUCCAGUACAAAGAAGCAGCUGGGCCUCACGAAGCCUUCAACAAACUCUGGGACCUCUGCUGUCAGUGGCUGAAGCCGAAGACACGUUCUAAGGAAGAAAUGCUGGAGCUGCUGGUGUUGGAGCAGUUCCUAACCAUUCUGCCCACGGAGAUAGAGACCUGGGUGAGGGAACAUUGCCCAGAAAAUAGAGAAAGAGUUGUGUCGCUGAUAGAAGACUUACAGAGAGAACUUGAGAUACCAGAGCAGCAGAUCGACAGGCAGGAAAUGCUCCUGGAAGAACUGGCACCAGUGGGAACGGCACACAUGCCACCAGACAUCCACCUGGAGGCACCCCCACUGCAAGGAAUGGGACCCGCCCCCGAGGGCCCAGUGGCAGAGCCUUGGAUCGCACAGGCAGGGCUGCAGGAGCUGAGCUACGGAGCUGCUGAGGAGUGCCCGCCCUUCCUGGACCCAGGAUAUCCAAUACCAAAGCUUGACGUGAACUUUUCAUUGGAGCCUAGAGAAGAGGCAUGGGUGAAGGAACUACAGGAUUCCAAAGAAAUGAAACAGUUACUUGAUUCCAAGCUAGGUUUUGAGAUUGGGAUAGAAAAUGAAGACGAUUCUUCAAAACAGAAGAAGCUGGAAAAUAUGUAUCCCUUUAUUGUUACUUUAGAGGGGAACACUCUCCAUGGUCCCAUUUUGCAGAAAGACUAUAUACAGUUGGAAAAUCAGUGGGAAAGUCCCCCAGAGGAUUUACAGACAGAUUUAACAAAACUGGUAGACCACCAGAGCCCCUCUGCAGGAGAGAAACCUGAGAAUUCCACCUUAGAAGAAGCUCUCGACCCCAGACCCCAGAAGAAAAAGAGUCCAGGGGACAAACCUCACCGAUGUUCUCAGUGUGGAAAGUGUUUUGCACGGAAGUCGCAACUUACAGGGCACCAGAGGAUUCACUCAGGAGAGGAACCUCACAAGUGCCCUGAGUGUGGGAAAAGAUUCCUUCGUAGUUCAGACCUUUACAGACACCAGCGACUUCAUACCGGGGAGAGGCCCUAUGAAUGCACGGUGUGUAAAAAGCGAUUCACUCGGCGGUCACACCUUAUAGGGCACCAGAGAACCCAUUCUGAAGAAGAAACGUACAAGUGUCUCGAGUGUGGGAAAAGCUUUUGUCACGGAUCGAGUCUCAAAAGACAUCUGAAAACUCAUUCGGGUGAAAAACCCCACAGAUGUCACAGCUGUGGGAAGAGUUUUAGUAGACUGACGGCCCUUACUUUGCAUCAGAGAACUCACACAGAAGAGAGACCUUUUAAAUGUAAUUACUGUGGGAAAAGCUUUAGACAGAGACCAAGCCUUGUCAUACACUUGAGAAUUCACACAGGGGAGAAGCCUUACAAGUGUAGUCACUGUGCUAAGAGCUUCAGGCAGAGGGCGGGCCUUAUCAUGCACCAGGUCACUCACUUCCGAGGACUUCUUUAACAGUUGUGGGAGCCAACACGUUCCUAACAGACACUGACACUAACUAAAAAAAAAAAAAAUUAACCUCCAGCAGCCUGUUUGUCUUGGAAGAAUCUUUCUGUUUGAGCUUAGGAGAACAGGUUUUAAAAACUAUUUUUUAAAAACCCUUCUUCCAAAGUCUAUGCGUUCUAGAGUAUCCACAUACUCUCGCAACAUUCCCAGAUUGGGUUUAUGCUGUCUCUCUGACAUUUUUUGUUAUUGUUGUUUUUACAAUGCAAAUGUUUUGUGUCCCAAGCCAACUCCAUCCUAGAUAGAAGCAGAAAGCAUAUGAUCGCUGACAAUCCUUUUCAGAGUAGGGUCAAUAGAGUGGAUGAUUGUGUCUAGCAAUAUAAUGACUAACCCAGCACCGUGAAUAUUUUGCUGUCAUUAUUAAAUGGGAUUAAGUUAGUUCAAAGCUUUAUAUGCGCCCUGAUGGCAAGAAGAGAGACAAUAUAUUUUUGCCAAAUAAUAAGAAUGUGUAGAGAACACAUUUGCCUGGCCAGAACUGGGUUAUUUCCAUGGAAAUUGUUUAUGUUUAAGGAAAUCACGAUUUUAACCUUUCUGAUUUUUGCUCAGUUCGCCAGUCUGUUUCGUUGGCAGCCUGGGGUGAUGCCGCUUCGAGCUGAGUAUUAAUUUGAUGAUUUAUUUUGUUCAUGGACUAACAAAGCUCCUUGUGGAAGAAUCCAUGGGACAGUUGAUGUCAUACAAGUAGUAUGUAAUUUAAUGUAGAUGGAUGGAGAAACCUGUUUUUGUGGCUUUUUACUCUCCUUUGGUACUCACCAGUGUGUCUCUCACUGGUGAGAGAUUUUGCCCAUGCUUUCAUUCAGUGUCCCCCUAACUGUGGGUCAGAGCUAUUUUACAAACAAGUUCGGGGAUCCCUGCUGUCUCCACUUUCUAGAUACACAAUGCACAUCAGGAGGUCCUCCAGUAAAGGCGGGAAAAGCACCUCUUUUGGCUCAAUGUUUUGCAAACCUAUUUGCCCCCAGAACCCUUUUUCUUGUAUACCCAGUAAUAACCCACAGAACUAGUUUUCUGCAAAUAUUCCUUGGAACACACCGCCUCUAACAACUUCUAUAGCUAUCAGUUUAGUCUCGUUGCUCCCAACCCUAGUUAUCCCCGGUUGUUUCAAGGGUGUUAUGAAAAAUUCUUUACGUAUAUGUAUUUUUUAUGUAACACACACAUCAUUUUAAGGAGGUGAGGGUCAGUAAUUGAGGUAAUUUAUAAGUCGCUCAAUGAUUCUCAACCUCUUUGAAUUUUACUUAUAAUCACACACACAUAUUGCUACUUAUGUAAACGUUCUCGUAUAGUUGUGGUAAGGACUCAGAUUCCUGUGGCAAGAGAAGAACUCUCUUUGUCAGUUAUAACUGUUAGUACAUGAAAAUGUUUGUUCAGCCUAGUUCUUUGUUAUAAAACCCAAGAAGCAGGACAUUCAAGUGUUGUCCCUUUAUGAAGAUACCAGUCAUUCUUUCCAGCACUAGGGAAAGUGUAUUUUGUUCUAUUCCAUUGAAGUUCUCGGAAGUGAUAUUGAAUAUAAGUAUUUUGGGGGCAAGCGCUAUGUGCCUAACUGGUCCUGUUCUAGGCUUAAUGGAAACUAGUGAAGACGUUAAUCCGGGAGUCCAGUUCAUAAGGAGUUUAUAGUAUUGUUAGUUAAACAGGAGUUGGGAAACAAAUGGAGAACAAUGCAAGAGAGCCUGUAAUUAAGUGCCAAAGCACAACGAGUGCUCUAGCCAGGACGUAACUUUUAAUUCUUGUCAUCCGGGUCCCUGUAUGAUGCUGCUAUAAGCGUGGGGUAAAAAUUGACAUCCCAGUAGCAAUAAACAUGUAAUACGGGAGGAGUCUGAAUGUAGAGAUGAAAACUAUGGAAUGUAAUGGCUUCUCUUUUCUCUCUUGUGGACUUGCAUUCAAACCAGAAUAGUGCCUUAGAAUGGAUGUGCCCAACUGCUCUGUAUCUAUGCAAUAUUUCAAUAAAGUGGAAAUGUGUAUGCUC